AUGUGGAAGGGCAAAAUGGCAGCAGGGGCGAAGAAGUUGGGUCUCCCCUUCGGGAAGAAAACCUCGGACAACACAGCAUCCCUCCAAACGACGACGGUGACAGUUCCAGAGAGCAGCUACAUGUACGAGAAGCCCGAAGGAUCUACAUUGAUGUCACUAGAAGAAGAAUCUUCACCAACAGAGGCCAUGAAAUACACCUCCUGGGUACAACACCAGGAGCAAUUGAAGGAGAGUGGGUAUGACCAAAUGCCAGGUGCAAUGUGGGAAGCAGCAGCGGCGGCCCAGAUAGUUCAGACCCUGGGAGUGCCCAGUCAACAGAUGGGCACAGCCAGCGGUCCUGGGGAGAGCCCGUCAUGGCUAGAAGUGGCACGACAACAGAAGGCAACUGACUAUCCUGGUACUCAGCAGAUGGAACCCGAUGAGUCUAUGGGAUCAACACUCCACGACACUAUUCGUCGCCAAUCCCUAGCUCAAAUUGAUACAUUCCAGACCCUCCAAUCCAACCUGACCCCAGAGAGCUCGCUGACCAGAGAGAUUAUCACCAUCGCAGACCUCAGAAGCCUUGCAGACACCGCGACUGCACAAAUCUCACCAGUUGAGUCAACCUCCACCAUUGGGGGAACCCUCGACACUAUCACCAAGGAAGAAAACCCUAUCCCACUCACACUCCCAAGACUCUCUGGGGCCCAAACCCCAUAUUACAACGACGACGACCCAUGGGAUGAUCACUUCCAUACCAAAUCCCCACAGCCAGAGUGCAGAGUCUUCUUUGUGGACGAUGGGCCUGAGGACGACACCAUCAUCUGGUGGUUCACUGGAGCACACUCCCUUGCUGGAACCACAGAUGUCCCAAACCCUGUCAAGGAAGAGCUCAAUCAGGCAAAUCACAACGACUGGCCCCACUGCUGGGAGCUCCAGUGGUGGGUCUACGAUAGAGAAGACUUCGACCUCAUUUUCGAAGAAUAUCGAAGAUACUUUGCAUAUGUCUGGAACUGGAACCAGAUAUGGAUCGAUGGAAAUCCCUACCUCCUAUGGUACGAACCCAUCUUCCAUCCAACUGAUCAUACCGAUCGAUUGGACCCGUGGGUUAGAGCCAGGAUACAAAUCGACAGGCUCACCCAUGCGGGAGAAUAUGCAAAUGAACCCCCCUUCAAUGAGGAAGGCGACAAGUUCGUUCAGGAGUCCAGUACCAGACCCUACUGCUGA
This is a messenger RNA of Desarmillaria tabescens, 1206 nucleotides long. RefSeq lists its product as uncharacterized. The transcript is spliced from 4 exons. The coding region runs from base 1 to 1206 and encodes 401 amino acids. The record is from RefSeq and is a predicted model, not a curated record. NCBI's taxonomy places the organism in Eukaryota, Fungi, Basidiomycota, Agaricomycetes, Agaricales, Physalacriaceae.